Molecule: messenger RNA, 2524 nt
Organism: Didymodactylos carnosus
Lineage: Eukaryota; Metazoa; Rotifera; Eurotatoria; Philodinida; Philodinidae
Source: the annotation of a GenBank genome assembly
AUGGUUUCCACUAACGAAGAUAAUCUAGUCUACGUACCUGAUAUACCAUCAAAUAUUCCCGAGAAGGAUGCUGAACAAAUGCUUCAAAAUCGUGUAGAGGCCAUUGGACGUAUGAAAAUAAGUGAUGUGAAAUGCUACUCAAAACUUGGUGUAGCUGUGAUUCGAUUGAUGAAUAACGACGACAAAACAUAUCUUGUUGCUAAUGUUCAGUCCACAGUUCUCGACCCACAACGUCGCAUAAAUAUAUCGUUUGGGAAUGAACUCGAACUUGACACUUAUAUUGUACUCCCUCGAAACACAUCCAAGAUUCCUUCUUCAGAACAAGUUACCGCUCGUUUUAAGCAAACAUACAAGGGAACAGAAAAUUUCAUCUGUGAGCCAAUUUCUAAUCAAUUUCCCAACAUUUUUCAUAUUAUUUUGAACUCGCUUGAUGUCCUGACCAAAGUAGCUAAUGCACCAGAUUUUCAGAUCGACGGUACCUUGGCCACUGUUUAUCCACGUGCUGAAUGUAGUUUUUUGGAAGAUAUACCACCAUUUACUACCAAUGCCAAACUUUUAUCUGCUGUCACUGCUGAGACGGGUGGUAUAGAACUUCCAGCAACAUCAUUAUACGUACAAUAUAAUAAAGACACUGGUAACGCAGUUGUUUUAGUAACAAAGUCCGCUAAAACAUGGACAACGGAAAUUGUCUUAACAAUUGAUGGACGAAAAGUACCACAGAAAAAGACACUUACUAAUCGAGUACUUGUCUCUCCUGUACCUCGUGGUUUUGAUGUGAAUCUUAUCACUCGUCACGACGUAUUUGUAAAUCGAGUUAUUGGACACGAUCAUAUUAAUGAUCAGCUUAUUUUAGAACUCAAUAAUGUGGACAGUUAUAAGUAUUGUUUGGACAAAGAAUUUGUGAAAAUAGAUGAUAAAAUGAUGGAAAUUAAACCAUAUGCUCUUGUUAUUGAUCCAGAAACCAUGGUUAUUCAUGCUGAAAACUGGUAUGAGACAGAUAUGCUCGAGAUCAAACCAGAUAUUAUGACACUACUACAUAAUCCUCAACAUCCCAUCUUUCAUUAUCAAUGGAAUGCUCAAAAUUGGAUUGCACAACUUCGAAAACUAGAGUCAACAGAACAACAUUCGAAAGGUUAUGAUCUUCAUCGACAUUUAUUACGAGUGACAGUCAUGUUGAACACAAUAGGCGUUCUAAGAAAGCAACGCUACAAAGUCAAUGACGAAGAUGUUAUACUAAAACCUGACCGUAUGCGAACAAUUGUUUAUGAUCACAAAUCAAAACUAUCACACGGUACAAAAACUUCGGUUAAUAAUAUCAAAACACUAUAUGCAUCAACAUCUGUCAAAGUAGUUAACGAAGAUUGUCUUAUUAUUUAUCAGAAAUUAGUUUCAGAAGGACGUCGACCCUUAUUACUAAAUAUGGCCAAUCAAGCUAGUCCUGGAGGAGGUUAUCGAAAAGGUGAUGGAGCACAGGAGGAAAAUCUUUUUCGUCGAUCAAAUUAUUACCAAAGUCUUGAUGCAGAAAUAGCUGAUAAGGAUCAAUCAGAACGACUACAUUGCAAUGAUAAAUGUGAGCUCAAACAAAUAUCAAAAAGUGAUAGUUUCUAUCCGAUGGAUGAUUUCGGAGCGAUUUACACAACUGGUAUUACGGUGUUUCGACAAACAGAAGCCAAUGGUUAUGCGUACAUGAAAGCUCCAUUAUAUAAUGUUUGUGCUAUUGCCAUGGCUGCUCAUCGAGAUCCUAAGUUAAAAAAUAACAGAACAUUAGAAAAUAAAUUUGCUGUUAAUACACAAAAAAAGGUUGAAAACAUUUUUGCAAUUGCACAUUAUCAUAAACAUGAUUGCCUCGUUUUAUCGGCUUUUGGUUGUGGUGCUUUUAAGAAUCCACCUGGUCAUAUCGCUUCUAUUUUUAAAUCUGUUAUCUUACAAUAUGCGGGAUUUUUUAAUAUUAUUUAUUUUGCUAUUGUUGAUGAUCAUAAUGCAGGCAAUAAAAUUAAUCCACAAGGAAAUUUUCUUCCAUUCAAAGAAUUACUCGAUGGUUUAACUGUACCAUCACCAACAAUUUUACGUAUUAAUGCAGCUAUUGGACCAAAUCGUGUUCUUGAUAAAUCAGCUGAUGGACAAUUAACGUUAAGUGAUGUUUGCAUUUUAGAUUUUCCACCAUGCCAUCAUGGUGCCAAGUGUCGUGAUUAUCGGAAGCCUGGACAUAAGGCUCAGUUUUCACAUCCGCCGAUGUGUCCACUUUUAAAUGCAACUUCAUCUUGUGAACAAUUAGAAGAUGACGUUCAUGCAUUUACAUUUAUACAUAAUACUAAAUGCAAGUUCGGUGGUGAAUGUAAGGAUACUGAUCCAAUACAUUGGUUAGAUUUUGAUCAUCCAGAAUUUUGUGAAUACGGAGGUGAUUGUACAAAUAUCAGCCAAAAACAUUUAGUUGCAUAUCAACAUCUACCUAAUUGUCCAGAUGGUUUUAAGUGUAAAUAUCGGAGAAGAGAUCCUGAUCAUUUAAAACCCUUUCGUCAUUGCA